Messenger RNA from Poecilia latipinna (sailfin molly), 1164 nucleotides. It is a transcript of the gene rbp4l, whose product is annotated as retinol binding protein 4, like. Bases 114 to 704 code for a protein of 196 amino acids. The record is from RefSeq and is a predicted model, not a curated record. The transcript has 5 exons. NCBI's taxonomy places the organism in Eukaryota, Metazoa, Chordata, Actinopteri, Cyprinodontiformes, Poeciliidae. Gene Ontology annotation, molecular function: retinoid binding; retinol transmembrane transporter activity.
GGCACGUAUAUAAAGGCAGCCACCAGCCCGAGACCCGAUCUGCUGCAGAGUGAACACAUCCACACCCAGAACUUUGAUUUUUAAUCUCGACUGCUACUCUUAACCCAAACAGAAUGGGAUCCUUUAAGCUGGCCCUGCUGCUGGUCUUUGUGUCCUGCGUUGAACGCAGUUUGUCUGCCUCCUGCAUUGUAGAUAGUUUCUCAGUCAAAGAAGACUUUGAUCCAAAGAGAUAUGCUGGGAAGUGGUAUGCACUGCAGAAGAAAGACCCAGAGGGGCUGUUCCUGCAGGACAACAUCUCCGCCGAGUACACCAUUGACGAUGAUGGCUCCAUGACUGCCUCUUCCAGGGGACGGGUCACCCUGUUUGGCUUCUGGGUUGUCUGCGCCGACAUGGCUGCUCAGUACUCUGUACCUGACCCUACCACCCCCGGCAAGAUGUUCAUGAACUACCAGGGCCUGGCCAGCUACCUCUCAAGCGGAGGCGACAACUACUGGGUGAUCGACACCGACUAUGACAACUACGCCAUCACCUACGCCUGCCGCUCCCUGAAAGACGACGGCAGCUGCGAGGACGGCUACGCCCUGGUGUUCUCCAGGAACCCCCGGGGCCUGCCUCCAGCGAUUCAGCGCGUCGUCCGUCAGAAACAGGAGGAAAUCUGCAUGGCCGGACAGUUCCAGCCCGUCCUGCAGUCUGGGGCCUGCUGAGCAGAAUCAAAGAAACGGGGAAGGAGAAGCAAGUGCCAGUCAGAUGCUGACUUUGUGGAUAGAGAGCAAGCAGAGGGAAAAACCUGAGAGCAUGUGUGCGUGUGUGUGUGUGUAUGUGUGUGUGUUUGUGUGUGUGUGGUUAAUCUAUGACAGUGGUGGAGUUGGAAAAUGCAAAGAGAUUGACAGAAGAAGAAUAUUUCUCUUCUUCUGCCUUUUAUGAAAUUUUCUUCGAUCUCAUCCUCCUCCUCACAUAUCCAUGUAUUAUUUGUAUGAUGAUUAGUAUUUUGGCCAGAUUUCUCUUGAAACAGAGAUUUAAUCUCAACGAGACAUUCCUGGUUAAAUAAAGGCUACAUGCAGACAUAAAUACAUACAUACAUACAUGCAUACAUGCAAAAGAAAAAUGUUACUUUGCAGUAAUGUUUGUGAGUGAAUGUGACAAAAAAAAAUAAAGAUUUUUUUU